AUGGAGCUCCCACCUAUGACCCUAUGGCCAUUUUUGUCAUUUCUCCUUGUCUCUUCCACUCACGUUCCAUGCUUCUUCGGAUCAGCCGCUCACAUCUCCAACGAAACCGAUCACCUUGCUUUGCUCCACUUUAAAGUUCUGAUAACCGACGGUCCUCUCCAUUCCUUGAGCUCAUGGAACCAUACUCUCCACUUCUGUCGCUGGCAAGGAGUCACAUGCGGAGGUCGCCGCCAUCCUCAAAGGGUCAUUGCCUUGAUCCUCACAGAGAACAACUUGGUGGGCCCCAUUUCUCCCUUCAUAGGCAACCUCACCUUCCUCAAGAGAAUCGAUCUCGCAAACAACAGCUUCAGAGGACCGAUUCCUGAACAGAUGGGCCAGUUGUUCUGCUUGUGGUUUCUCGCUCUGGACAAUAACACACUCACCGGAGAAAUUCCAACAAAUCUGACCCACUCUUCGAAACUCGAAUUCCUUUAUCUUUCCAGGAAUCGGUUGUCAGGGAGGAUUCCAACUGAGAUUGGCUCUCUAUCGAAACUCACUAAAUUGUAUCUUGGUAAGAACAAUCUUACAGGAAGCAUCCCACUUUCACUUGGAAACCUUUCGUCUCUCUCUUUACUUUAUCUCACAAGAAACAGUCUGGAUGGCAGCAUACCAGAUGACCUUGGUCGGUUGGCAAGCUUAGAGGUGUUUGCCAUUAGUGAAAAUGAACUGUCAGGUAGGAUUCCACCCCAGCUAUACAAUCUCUCCUCUAUUAAGGUUUUGGACGUGGGAUUGAACAGAUUGCACGGAAACCUUCCUCCUAACUUAGGCUUCACUCUUCCUAAUCUCCAAUGGCUUUCCACCACAGCAAACCAAUUCACUGGACCCAUACCAAUUUCAUUAUCCAAUGCUUCAGGACUCGUAAUUAUUGACCUUACUGACAAUAGCUUUAGCGGAUCUGUACCUACAAAUUUGGGAAGCCUCAAGGGUCUGUCCGAUUUACGUUUGUCGGGUAAUAAACUUGGAAUUGGAAAAUCUCAUGACUUGAUUUUUCUCGAUUCUUUGACCAAUUGCAGUAGCUUACGAAAGCUGCAGCCGGGACUCCCUUCCACCGGCCUUCCUCCUAUAAAAGGAGAAAACAGAGGUGAGGAGAAGGGGAGCAGCCGUGGAGGCCAAGAGAAACGUGAAGGAGACGUGGAAACAGGGAGGGCUGUUGCUGCUGUGCACGGCUGGGAGAGAAAAGCAGAAGGCUGUAUGUGGAGUGCACCGCUGGUUUCUCUGCUGCUGGAGACAGGGAGCAAGAGGAUCGGUUUUUGA
This is a messenger RNA of Magnolia sinica, 1293 nucleotides long. RefSeq names its product LRR receptor-like serine/threonine-protein kinase EFR. Gene Ontology annotation, molecular function: protein binding. Lineage: Eukaryota; Viridiplantae; Streptophyta; Magnoliopsida; Magnoliales; Magnoliaceae. The transcript is spliced from 2 exons. The record is from RefSeq and is a predicted model, not a curated record. The coding region runs from base 1 to 1293 and encodes 430 amino acids.